CCGAACACGACCUUAGUAUUCUCUAUAAGAUUUCACGUUCAAAGAUUCAGAUGUCUCUCCCAAGGUCUCAUACUUAACUUACACUGCGACUGGGCGAGAGAAGAAGUAAGCUCUUUCUAAUGAAUAAUGGGGUACGAAAUCAAAAGGAAAAGACCUUGUACGCGAGGAAGCUCGGGCAAGCGAAUCAGUAGAAGAAUUCAGUUGCAGAAAUCAAGGAACUCAAAAAAUCUUUCUAACUGAAAACUCGCAUUGCGCACCACAUCGAUCUGUCGAGCCACCGAAGAUGAUGGGGAAGGGCUUGAAUCCUCUCAUCACUUUCGAGCACAAGAGGGACGCCUAUGGAUUCGCAAUCAGGCCCCAGCUUUUGCAGAGGUACAGAGAGUACGCUAACAUCUACAAGGAGGAGGAAGAGGAGAGGUCAGGCAGAUGGAAGAUCUUCUUGGAGAGGCAAGCGGAAUCUGCCCAAUUGACUCUAAGUGGCUUACCUGAAGAGAGACAGAUUACAAUAUCACAAGCUGAAAGCACUACACUUGAAGCAAAGUUUGUUUCUGAGGAGGGUUCUGAACAGGAUGGUUCAACUGUAAGUGAAACCUCUGUUGCCAAGGAUUCAGCUGAAUACGUUCCAGAAAAAGAGUUGUCUGUAGUAAAGGAAGAAAAAACCUGUAAAAUCCAAAUCUGGGCUCAGAUUAGACCAUCCCUUGGAACCAUUGAACAUAUGAUGAGUUUUCGUGUUAAGAAGAGGACGAAUUUAUUGAAGGUUGAUAAAAGAAGUGAAAAUGGGCAUCUAGCUCCAAUUGAAGAAGCAAGACCUCCCAAAGGAUCUUCAGAAGAGCGCUCUGAGGAUGAAUGUCAUGAUCUGGAGAGAUCAGAUCCAAUUCAUGACAAUUCUUUGUCUGACACUGUGAAUUCUUGUGGCUCAGAAAAUGCUGCUGGUGAUGCAACCUCCACAGAACAUUUAUUUCAUUGGAAAGAGGAACUGGAGUGCCUUGUCCAAGGGGGAGUUCCAAUGACUCUUAGGGGGGAGCUAUGGCAAGCUUUUGCGGGUGUUAGGACACGUCGCAUAGAGAAAUAUUACCAAGGUCUACUGGAUCCAGAAGCUAAUGCUGCUAGUGACAAGAAUUUUGGUAGUUCAAAUUCUAACACCACUAAGGGGUCAAAUAAUGAUCGGAGUUGUGCUGAGAAAUGGAAAGGGCAGAUUGAGAAGGAUUUGCCUCGAACAUUUCCAGGUCACCCUGCUCUGGAUGAGGAUGGUAGAAAUGCUCUGAGACGUUUACUCACAGCAUAUGCUCGGCACAACCCUGCUGUUGGGUACUGCCAGGCUAUGAAUUUCUUUGCUGGAUUGUUAUUAUUGAUUAUGCCCGAGGAAAAUGCUUUUUGGACUUUGGUGGGUAUUAUUGAUGAUUAUUUUGAUGGCUAUUUUUCAGAGGAAAUGAUAGAACCUCAGGUAGACCAACUUGUUUUAGAGGAAAUAGUUCGCGAGAGAUUUCCAAAAUUGGUCAAUCAUCUUGAUUACCUUGGAGUGCAGGUUGCAUGGGUUACUGGACCCUGGUUCCUUUCCAUUUUCAUGAACAUGCUCCCCUGGGAAAGUGUUCUUCGAGUUUGGGAUGUGCUUCUGUUUGAAGGAAGUCGUGUUAUGCUAUUCCGAACAGCACUUGCUUUAAUGGAUUUAUAUGGCCCAGAAUUGGUUAGAACAAAGGAUGCUGGAGAUGCUGUUACCUUGAUGCAGUCCCUUGUUGGCUCUACAUUUGACAGUAGCCAACUUGUCUUCACUGCUUGCAUGGGCUAUCAAGUUGUAAAUGAAGCUAGAUUGCAAGAAUUGAGAGAAAAACACCGACCAGCAGUAAUAGCUGCCAUUGAGGAGCGGUCCAAAGGGCUUGGUGUUUGGAAGGAUUCCCGAGGUCUUGCAUCCAAGCUAUACAGUUUCAAACACGAACCUGGACCAUUGAAAUCAGAGACAAAUGUAAAAGAAGGUUUAGGUGAUCUACGAACCAAUGGAGAUGUAUUUCUAGUGGAAUCUGGAUCUUCCAAUCUAGAUGGAGUUCUUGGCAGUUUAACUGGGGAUUCAGAUGCUGACUCCCUUCAGGAACAGGUGGUAAGGUUAAAGGUUGAACUGUGCAGAUUGCUGGAGGAGAAAAGAUCUGCUGUCCUCAGAACUGAAGAGCUGGAAACAGCAUUCAUGGAGAUAGUCAAGAAGGAUACCCGUCGGCAAUUGAGUUUAAGGGUGGAACAGCUGGAGCAAGAGGUAGCAGAGCUAAAGCAGGCUCUAAAAGAUAAGAGCAAAAAAGAGCAAGCUGUGUAUGAGGUUCUAAUGCGGGUGGAACAACAAAAAAGGGUAACAGAGGAUGCCCGUAGACUUGCUGAACAAGAUAUGGCUGCUCAGAGAUAUGCUGCUAAUGUGCUUCAGGAAAAAUAUGAUGUAGCUAUGGAUUCACUUGCACAAAUGGAGAAGAGGGUUAUUAUGGCAGAAACAAUGCUGGAGACUACCUUGCAAAUACAACCUUCUCCAAGGAGCCCAUACAAAACUUGCCCCCAAGAAAAAAGAGCUUGCUUUCUAGGUCAUUUCGAAUUGGUUGGCGUGACCAGAACAAGUUCCCUUAAAGUGACAGGGAAAAGCAAGUAGCGUUUGAUUAGACCAAUGGAACUCCAGUGAACUGGCACGGAGCAAACUGCAGAAAGUGAUGAAUGGCAACCAAGAAUAGCAAUAAUAACAUAAAUGAUGGAUGAUUGAGUGCUAUACGAAUGCUAAAAGCUGUUUGCUCCUUCCCCCAAGGUGAAAUGCUUGUAUCUAUGAACAAGAUAAGUUUGUUGCCCAUAAGCCUCUGCCUAUAUAAAUAGAAGAUGGCUGUUUUGAGCAUGGGAGGUAUCACUUUAUCAUAUCACGGUAUCAAUGUCAACUUGAAAAGCUUCAUAGAAAUAGUCCUUGUUUGUAAUUCAUUAUACAUGGAAAUCCAUUUUAUGCUGUUCAGUAAUUAAUAAUAUCAGGUUAGGAAGAAGUGAAGGAAAAGCUUGAGGUUAGUCAUGGAUGACUACUUUGUUACUCUUUAUUUUCUUAGACUUAAUUAUUUUUUUCUUUUAGAAAUUAAAAGAAAAAAAUCUGAAUAGUGAUUAUAC
This is a messenger RNA of Nelumbo nucifera (sacred lotus), 3111 nucleotides long. Lineage: Eukaryota; Viridiplantae; Streptophyta; Magnoliopsida; Proteales; Nelumbonaceae. The record is from RefSeq and is a predicted model, not a curated record.